CAAACAAUCUUCAUAACAGUGUAAAUGACUAAUGAGUAUUACUAUGCUAACGGCUAAUGAGUAAUCAACGGAAUAUGGUUUACGAAAAUAAAAUAUAAAUCCGAAAUUUCCAAAAUGGCUGCCCUUAUGCUGCAGAAGGCCAUUCGACAGUGCAUGAGAGUCAGAUCGUUAGAAUUGAUUUCUCCGGUUACUUGUCAACAAAUUCGAUUCAAAUCUGGGAAACAAAGACUCAAGGCUCCAAGUCAUGCUCAGAGUAAAGAUAAAUAUGUUCGAAGGCAGAAAAAAGGUUUCCUAGAAAAAAAAGUAGAGAAAGUGGAUAAAGACUUUUUAAAAAAAGUUCCUGUUGACGAUGUUUGGAUAAGAAAGUAUUAUCCUGAACGACGCUACAGUAUGGCUGAUGCUAUUCACAAACAUCGUGAAUUAGCACAACCUGAAAUGUUAAACAAUAUGGAUGGUCUUAUUUACGCAGAAAUGACUCUUGACAUGAUAACCACUAAAAAGGCCAAAUUUAUUAAAGGUUUCCGAGAAACUGUGUUAUUACCCCAUCAAUUUGACGACCAAACACAGCAAAAGGUGGCUGUAUUUUGUGAAACAGAUUCAGAUAUAGCUUUAGCUAAAGAAAUGGGAGCAACUUAUGUUGGAGGCAGGGAAUUAGUCAAAGAGAUUGUAACAGGUGCGAUAAACAAGGAUGAUAUAGACCAUUAUUUAUGUGUACCUGAUAUGUUAAAUACUGUUAUACCUAUACGACCUGUAGUUAGAGAAAAGUUUCCUUUAAAAGUAAAAGGUAAUUUAAAUGAAGAUGUUAAAGCAAUGUUAGAAUUAUUUUUAAAAGGUAUAACCUUUAAUUGUGUUAAAGAAACUGAUUAUAUUGGUAAAAUACAGGCACCCAUUGGAACAUUAAAUAUGAAAGAUGAAGAAAUAGAAGCAAAUUAUAAAGCGUUAAUACCAGUUAUAUGGAAAUACAAACCACAAAAAACAGUUCACUUUGUAACGGAGUUAUCUAUUAUCGCGCCACCUUCUGAUGAACGAUUUCUUCUCCAAUUGGAAGAUUACGUUCCUGGUCAUGAGAAACAGGAAGAUGAACAAGAACUGGAUGAUGAGGAAGACAAAAUGGCUGCUACAAAUUAAGGACUAAGAAGAAAUGUCAGAUUGUGUGUGACUGUUAUAUUAAUGAUAACACUAUGGACAGGGAAGACAAAUAAGAUUGUUUGGACAUGAUCAUGUAGUGAUUUUAAUGGAUCACCAAAUCACUAGUGAUAAAAUAUCAGGUGUGUUUUCUGUGGAGUAAGUGUGGAUAAGGUGAUAAACACAUUGCGUUGCAUUUCCGGACCUCUUGAAAAUUCAUUUUUACCAGUACAGAAGCAUUCUGCACAGUUCACACAGAGGACUAUCUACUUUGAGAAAAGAUCUCUGUAUUGAAUGGCCGCCAUAUUUAAAAAUUUGUUUUUACCAGUACAGAACCAUUCAGCACAGUUCACACCACAGAGGACUAUCUACUUUGAGAAAAGAUCUCUGUAUUGAAUGGCCGCCAUAUUUAAAAAUUCAUUUUUACCAGUAAAAUUCAUUUGCACAGUUCACACUACAGAGGACUAUCUACUUUGAGAAAACAUCUCUGCCCUGAAUGGUCGCCAUAUUCAAAAAUGGGUAUAUUAUUUUGAUAUGUGGCUCUAAUCCGUUUUGAAUCUUUCAUACAAACAAUGAUAAAAUAAACAUUUUCUAUUUUAUUAAAUGAAAGCAAAAUAAAUAUUUCUCCAAAUUCUCGAAGUAUACUUAAUAUAUUCGACUGAAAUCGUUGAGCUUCACUAGUGACAUUUAAUUGCUUUUCAGUGCAAUAACUUUUCAAGGUUGUUCAAGCUACAAUCUUUCAAGGUUGUAGAAACCUCUGAAAGUAGAAACUACACAAUAUGAAUGUGCUUAAUGGUGUAAAUCAAAUGGUAUAAAAGGAAAAUGAAAUGGGGUUUAACAUCCUACUGUUGCUUAGCGAUAUAGAUCAUGAACUGUAAUAUUAAUGAAAUGAUAAAUGUGUAGAGAUGUGAUAUUUUUGUAUAUGUUACAGUCAUUAAAGGAACCAUUCAAAUUUGAGUAAAUUCUUAUUUAAAAAAAAAAUAAUAAAGGUUUGACAGAAAUGUCAGUCGAUAUAAAAUGUA
Patella vulgata (common limpet) is the source of this 2147-nucleotide messenger RNA. Its product is annotated as 39S ribosomal protein L1, mitochondrial. The transcript is spliced from 9 exons. NCBI's taxonomy places the organism in Eukaryota, Metazoa, Mollusca, Gastropoda, Patellidae. The record is from RefSeq and is a predicted model, not a curated record. Bases 115 to 1128 code for a protein of 337 amino acids.